AUGAGAAUUCAGAACACCUGGUCGUUGUUUCUAGCUAUGUUAUCUAUUGUAGUUGCUACAACCGAUUUUAUUGACUUCGAUGAUAAAAUGAUCGUUAUUCCUGACGGUAUGAUAAUAACUCGUACAGUUAAUGGUGUUAAUUAUACAAAAGAGGAUGAACAAUUUUAUUAUUCUGAUACAGACAGAUUAACUGACAUAUACGUUGAUUACUCCGGUCCAGUGGCUGCUUUUCAUAGGACCGAAACGGAAGAUAAUUAUGACUUGGUAGAGAGAGCCUUCUUGGCGCUCAACACUGCUGGAGUCUGUCAUAUUAUGCCAACGAGUGGAAAAGGAGUAGGGUCAGUCAAUCAGAAGUCUACCAGCAGCGCUCUAUCUAGGAGACGCUAUACCGACAGUGAUUUCGUGUCGAAUCUACUGCUUAAGAACGGCAUGUUCCUAAGUUGCUAUAUGACAUCGAAACCUAAGAUGUCAUGUAUUAUUAACGAAUGCGAAAUCAACGGGGCUAGUUGCCUAGUUAACAGAUUUACUAGGAGGUGCAUGCAGCGAGGAGAUUGGCGGCCAUCCGGUUGCCAAUACUGUAGGUGUCUUUCUGCAACAUCUGAAGAGUUGAUCAUGUGA
Messenger RNA from Vanderwaltozyma polyspora DSM 70294, 618 nucleotides. RefSeq lists its product as uncharacterized. The transcript has a single exon. The coding region runs from base 1 to 618 and encodes 205 amino acids. Lineage: Eukaryota; Fungi; Ascomycota; Saccharomycetes; Saccharomycetales; Saccharomycetaceae. The record is from RefSeq and is a predicted model, not a curated record.